Messenger RNA from Nematolebias whitei (Rio pearlfish), 1209 nucleotides. It is a transcript of the gene cd4-1, whose product is annotated as CD4-1 molecule. Gene Ontology annotation, molecular function: protein tyrosine kinase binding; MHC class II protein binding. The record is from RefSeq and is a predicted model, not a curated record. Gene Ontology annotation, cellular component: external side of plasma membrane; membrane raft. Bases 1 to 1209 code for a protein of 402 amino acids. The transcript has 9 exons. Gene Ontology annotation, biological process: interleukin-15-mediated signaling pathway; T cell activation; positive regulation of ERK1 and ERK2 cascade. Lineage: Eukaryota; Metazoa; Chordata; Actinopteri; Cyprinodontiformes; Rivulidae.
AUGGCGGAAAUAAAAUCAUUAUUACCAAGAAUAAUCAUCAGCACAGGAACUGAGGAGGUGAUCUAUGCUCGGGUGGGAGACAGUGUUACCCUGAAUAUACCGGAUCCUCCUAAAAGCAAUUUUUAUAUUUACUGGUGCUUUGGUACACAGACUGAAUCCUUCAUCUGGUUCAACCACCUAGUUCACAUGAAUCCACCCUCACCAGUGAUGCCUUCAGAUUCAGUGGUUUUGAGCUGCAACACGGAGACUCCUCAAGGUCUAACAAACCCCAAAGUUUACUGGACAAACCCACAGGAAAAUACAGAGCACAGUGAUCAAGGAAAACUUCGUUUCACAGCCAAAAGUCAAGUUAGUGGACAGUGGACAUGCGUAGUAAGCGAUAAAAAACUCUUCAAAUUCCCAAUUACAGUUUCUGUAGCAGACUUCUCGGCUGCUCCUCCCUCUCAGUAUACAUCCACUAACUCCCCCCUCAAAGUGCCAUUUUUGAUUACCCCCGACAAGUUGAAAAACAUAGCACAAAAAAUCAAGAAAGUUGAGUGGCACUUCACCCCCAAAACAUCCUCCAGUCCACAGAGGCUCUUCUCCGUCUCACUUGGGUCUAAAUGGAUGGAAACAGUGGACCAAAGCAGAGGCCUGACGUACACUAACUUUACAAAAGGUGGAAACUUUUCUUUGUCCAAAAAUUGGGCAGGUGUAGAUGACAGAGGGACCUACACCUGCUCAGUAACAUUCCUGAAUGGCUUUGUUCUGAACAGCACCGUACAAGUGGAGGUGCUGCAAAUCGUCCCCUCCCCAGGAGUAAAGUUAAUUUCUGGCAACCAGCUCAACCUGUCCUGCUCCACCGGAGAUCAGCUGCUCCCUGGCAUCCAGGUGAAGUGGCUCCAUCCUAAACGGUCAUCCCUGAGAGCAGCCGGCCCUCCUUCAGACCGCCUCGUCAUCCCCAAGGUGAGCACAGAAGAUUCUGGAACGUGGAGGUGUGAGCUGCUGCAGAACUGGACCCGCCUGACAUCAGCCGAGAUAACUCUGAGCAUCGAACCCGUUCUGAGUGUGUGGAUGCUGGUGACCAUCUGCAGCGCUGGAGUCAUCCUGAUCCUCCUCCUUGUUGUGGGGUUCAUCCUCUACCGCAGACGACAGCGGAGGAUGAGACACCUCAGGCAUCAACUCUGCCAAUGUGCACACCCAAAGCCCAAAGGAUUCUACAAGACCUAA